Messenger RNA from Hordeum vulgare subsp. vulgare (domesticated barley), 249 nucleotides. RefSeq names its product alpha-xylosidase 1-like. The transcript has 2 exons. The coding region runs from base 1 to 249 and encodes 82 amino acids. Gene Ontology annotation, molecular function: hydrolase activity, hydrolyzing O-glycosyl compounds. Lineage: Eukaryota; Viridiplantae; Streptophyta; Magnoliopsida; Poales; Poaceae. Gene Ontology annotation, biological process: carbohydrate metabolic process. The record is from RefSeq and is a predicted model, not a curated record.
AUGCAGAUAGGGUUCCACCAAUGCAAGUGGGGAUACCAUAACCUUUCAGUGGUCGAGGAUGUCGUGGAGAACUACUGGAGCGCGCAGAUACCCCUCGAUGUGAUCUGGAACGACGACGACCAUAUGGACGCAAGGAAGGACUUGACGCUCAGCCCGGUGAACUACUCGCGCCCCAAGCUGCUGGCGUUCCUUGACAUGCUACAGUUCCAUUGGUAUGUUUGUGUGGCUUGCUGGCUUGGUGUCAUAUAA